CAACAUAUUAAUAUGCCACUUUCUAUUAACAUCUGCUUAUGACAGCUGCUAUCAUGUAAUCUUUAUUUGCUGAGUUUAAGAAUACACUAAUAAUUCCAUAUGGUUGAAGUUCCAAGAGAUUGGAAAGCUCCAAAAUUCACGAAAGAAGAUAAUCCGCACGGCCUUUUAGCUGAUAGUUCAUUUUCUAUAUUAUUUCCAAAGUAUAGAGAGCCAUAUAUUCGAGAAAACUGGCCAGCUAUUAAAAAGAUAUUACAUCAAUAUGAUAUUAAUGCCGAUUUUGACGUACUAGAAGGUACACUAAGUGUAACUACUUCAAAGAAAACAUGGGAUCCUUACAUUAUAAUAAAAGCUCGUGAUGUUUUAAAACUAUUAGCUCGUAGUGUGCCUUAUGAACAUGCUAUAAAAGUGUUAGAAGAUGAAAUUGUUUGUGAUGUUAUAAAGAUAGGAUCAUUGGUAAGAAAUAAAGAGAGAUUUGUUAAACGAAGAGAGAGAUUGAUUGGCACUAAUAGCUCAACAUUAAAGGCAUUAGAAUUAUUGACAAAUUGUUAUAUAAUGGUACAUGGAAACACAGUUUCAGUUAUAGGGUCGUAUGCUGGCAUUAAAGAGGUAAGAAAACUGGUGGAAGAUGCUAUGAAAAAUAUUCAUCCCAUAUAUAAUAUAAAAGCACUGAUGAUAAAAAAAGAGCUCAUGAAAGAUGAAAGGCUUCAAAACGAAAAUUGGGAGAGGUUUUUACCCAAGUUCAAGAAUAGCAAAAAAAACAAAAAGAACGCCAACGAUGACGCUAAUGAAAUUCCCGAAAAUAACGAUAAUUUUAAUGCGAAAGGGUCAAAACAAAACGAGGCAGAUAAAUCGACUAGCGACGGAACAGAGCAAAAGAAAUUUAAGAAAAAACGCAAAAAAUUUAAAGUCAAAAAGGAGUAUACACCGUUCCCUCCUCCCCCAGUGGAAAGCAAGAUGGAUAAAGAAAUCGAAACGGGUGAAUAUUUCCUCAAAGAAUCCAUAAAGAAACAUAAGGAGUUACUCGAUAAAAAAAAUAAACAGAAAUCGAUGGCCGAAAAGAAGUUGAAAAAGAAGAUGAAAGCUUUUGAACCUCCGAAAGAAAAUCAAAAAACGAAACGGAAAAUUAUAAAUGAAUCCGAAACAGAUAAAUACGCAAAAUUAAAGAAGAAAUUAAAACGCAAAGAAGAAUCAAUCUUUUAAAUAUUGUUUAUUAUGUAUGUGUACAUUAUAAUCUUUAUAAAUAUUGUGUAUUUAGUAUGUGCACAUUAUAAUCUUUAUAAAUAUUGUAUAUUUUUUGUAUAAAAGAAAUACUAAUUCGACUAACUUGUUUAAUGUCGUUUUCACAACAUGCUCAGAACAAUGAUGUAAAUAUACUAAAAGGUUCACGAUUCAAUCAUUAAUACAUCUAUCCAUACGUAGGAGUUAGCUGUAAGGCCAUUUUAUGGCUUGCAAUCCGAUUAAAUGACAUUAAUGUGUAAUCAUAUGAUAAAUUAGACAAUUAAUCGAAAUUUUUCAUAAAUAUCAU
This is a messenger RNA of Gordionus sp. m RMFG-2023, 1525 nucleotides long. Its product is annotated as KRR1 small subunit processome component homolog. The transcript has 9 exons. The coding region runs from base 100 to 1200 and encodes 366 amino acids. Gene Ontology annotation, molecular function: RNA binding. The record is from RefSeq and is a predicted model, not a curated record. NCBI's taxonomy places the organism in Eukaryota, Metazoa, Nematomorpha, Gordioida, Chordodea, Parachordodidae. Gene Ontology annotation, cellular component: small-subunit processome; nucleolus.